Ramularia collo-cygni is the source of this 1281-nucleotide messenger RNA. RefSeq names its product probable Fe-containing alcohol dehydrogenase. Gene Ontology annotation, molecular function: alcohol dehydrogenase (NAD+) activity; metal ion binding. The transcript is spliced from 2 exons. Gene Ontology annotation, cellular component: mitochondrion. The coding region runs from base 1 to 1281 and encodes 426 amino acids. Lineage: Eukaryota; Fungi; Ascomycota; Dothideomycetes; Mycosphaerellales; Mycosphaerellaceae. The record is from RefSeq and is a predicted model, not a curated record.
AUGGCCGCUUCCAGCAUUCGAUUUGGACCAGGCUGUACCAAGGAAGUGGGCAUGGAUUUUAAGAAUAUGGGAGCGAAGAAGGUCAUGGUCGUUACUGAUUCGACUGUGUUGAACUUGGACGCUAUGAAGCAGGUGUCGGAGGRUUUGGAGCGCGAGGGUGUGAAGUUUGAGGUUUUCAGUAAUGUGAGGGUCGAGCCAAAGGACUACUCAAUUCGGGAGGCUAUUGACUACGCCAAGCCGUACCAGCCAGACGCCUUCCUUGCUGUCGGCGGUGGAAGUGUCAUGGACACGGCCAAGCUGAUGAACCUUUACACCACCUGCCCGGAUGCGGAUUUUCUGGACUUUGUAAAUGCACCUCUGGGCAAGGGUCUGCCCAUUACUGCGAAGCUGAAGCCAUUGAUCGCCGUGCCAACAACUGCAGGCACGGGUUCGGAAACCACUGGAACGGCCAUCUUUGAUCUGGUAGAGAAGCGAGCAAAGACGGGCAUUGCACACCGUAACCUCAAGCCAACCCUCGGCAUAUGUGAUCCGAUCAACACCCGAACUAUGCCAUCGGCAGUUCAUGCUAGUUCGGGAUUGGAUGUCCUGUGCCACAGUUUGGAGAGUUGGACCGCUAUUCCAUACUAUGAGCGAACUCCACGGCCACAAAAUCCCAUCAACAGGCCAGCAUACCAGGGCGCGAAUCCAAUCAGCGAUAUAUUCUCUUUGCAGGCUUUGCGUAGCACCGUGAAGUAUCUCCCACGCGCUACGAAGGACCCCGAUGACUGGGAGGCACAGUCUGAGAUGCUUCUUGCUGCCACCUUGGCUGGUGUUGGAUUUGGAAACGCUGGCGUGCAUCUCUGCCACGGCAUGUCUUACCCCAUUUCUGGGCAGAAUCCUGGGUACAGGCAUGCUGGCUAUGAAGUAGGAGGUGCGGCGAUCAUUCCUCACGGUGUUUCUGUCGCGGUCACAGCUCCGGCGGUAUUCAAAUUCACAGCUGCAAGCAAUCCUGAACGCCAUUUGGCCGCCGCGGAAUGCUUCGGAGUUGACAUCUCGCAAGUCAAGAAGGAGAGUGCUGGGGAGGUGUUGAGCGAAGCCUUGGCAAGGUUCCUUUCCGAUCUUGGCGAUCAGCCGAGAGGUCUCAAGGCCAUGGGCUUCAAGAACUCGGACAUUGAUGGUUUGGUCGAGGGGACAAUUCCACAGGCUAGAGUGUUGAUGCUGGCGCCUGGCCUCGAAGCAAGUGGUAGCGACAAGGAGCGCGAUCAAUUGAGAGGGCUCUUUGAGGAGGCAAUGGAAUACUAG